AUGCCUACAGAAUUCAUCAGCCUAACUUUCCCUAACCCCUCUACGGAGCUCAACCCCAUUCCCGGGGCUGGAAUCGAUCCAGAGUUCCUCGUCCGAUAUGCCCGGAAUCUUGAUGAUUACGAGUUCAACUACACUUUGAUCCCCUAUCACUCCUCUUCCUUUGACCCCUUCACCAUCGGUGCCACUAUCCUAGCUGUUACCAAGCAAAUCAAGAUUGUCAUUGCUCUUCGCCCUAAUACCCUCUACCCUACCGUCGCUGCCAAGGCUCUCGCUACACUUGACCAGCUUGGCAAGGGCCGAGUUGUUGUUCACUUCAUUGCUGGUGGAGAUGAUACUGAGCAAGCCCGUGAGGGUGAUUUCUUGAAUAAGUCUGAGCGAUAUGCUCGUCAAGAGGAGUAUAUCAAGAUUCUCCGACGGGCAUGGGCUUCCCCUGAGCCUUUUGACUGGGAGGGCAAGUACUAUACUUUCAAGAACUUUUCCAACCAAGUCCGCCCCACGAAUGGGCACAUCGACGUCUCAGUAGGCGGUUCAUCUGAUGAUGCCUACCGUAUUGGUGGCGCUCUCGCCGAUAUCUUUGGUCUAUGGGGCGAGCCGCUCAAGGAAACCAAGGAGCAGAUCGAUCGUAUCUACGCCGAGGCUGAGAAGGCUGGCCGUAAAGAUCGUCCUCGCAUCUGGGUUACCUUCCGACCUAUCAUCGGCGACACAGAAGAGAUCGCUUGGGCCAAGGCUCACCGAACCCUAGAUCUCCUCAAGGAGAACCGACCCAAGGGGGUUGGCAAGGCUGCACCGAAUGACAACCGCCCUCAGAACGUUGGAUCCCAGCGUCUGCUAGAUAUCGCCAAGAAGGGUGAGGUCCAAGAUCGUGCUCUCUGGUAUCCUACCGUCACAGCCACCAAUGCUCGAGGUGCAUCUACAGCCCUGGUAGGCUCUCACCAGACUGUUAUUGAUUCUAUUCUUGACUAUGUCGACCUUGGCGCUGAGCUCAUCUCUAUCCGUGGAUACGAUAACCUGAACGAUGCCAUCGAUUAUGGUCGAUACAUCCUGCCUGGCGUACGAGCUGCUCUGAAGGAGCGACAAAAUGGCAAAAACGGUGCCAAUGGCAGCAAUGGAGCUACUAAGGAAGAAGUUAAGCAGGAGGUCAAGGAGGAGGCCAAGGUUGUUCCAGUCGCUGCUUAA
This is a messenger RNA of Fusarium mangiferae, 1176 nucleotides long. RefSeq lists its product as uncharacterized. The record is from RefSeq and is a predicted model, not a curated record. NCBI's taxonomy places the organism in Eukaryota, Fungi, Ascomycota, Sordariomycetes, Hypocreales, Nectriaceae. Gene Ontology annotation, molecular function: oxidoreductase activity, acting on paired donors, with incorporation or reduction of molecular oxygen. The transcript has a single exon. The coding region runs from base 1 to 1176 and encodes 391 amino acids.